GUAAAUUUGCUAGCUCUUAUAUCUUCUGGAUUGUAAAUUAGCAGGUUUUGCACUGUGGGAACUGUUAUUCUGUGCAAGAAACUCUCAUUUUCAAGUUAUCAGUGUUUUGCUUCAAGUGGGUAGGGUAAAGUAGUGAUUUUUGUGGCCUCAGGUUUGAUUUGUCGAAUUGAGGGUUUAUCUGAUAGUUAGAUUUUGUAUCUUCUUGGUGUUUUAUGGAUGGGUUAUGUGUUUUGUUUUCUGAUUUGUGACCAAAUCUGGGUUGCUACUGUAGCUAAUGUUGUGAUUUAUUUUGUGUGACAUGAGUUUAGUGAUUAUGGGUACUGAAGAAGAGGAUAAUAAGAUAGAAAUAUAGAAAUCUGGGAAUGCUGAUAACGGGGUGAAUGUAUUGAGACCGGGAACUGGUUCUGUGAGAAGGAGGGUUAGUUGGUUAGUGGGCAUAAUGGGUGGCAUGUGUUGCAAGCCCUCUGCCAUUGAAGACAGUAAGGAGAGUCCAAGGGAGCGUUUAUCGAGCAAGGCUGUGUCGGACUUGCGUGUAUCUAGGGGAACUUCAUCGAGGAGGGAGGAAGUUUUUAGGGUAAAAGAUAGAUAUGAUAACAAUGAGGGAAGAACGACAUUGAUUGAUAAGCAAGGGAAUGGUUCUGCUAGAGUGCAAGGUGAUAGUAUUGAAAGAAAGAGGGAGAAAAUGGAAUAUGCUGUUGCUCCACAUCCGGGGAUUGGUAGUGUUCCCAAAGCCAUGGAAGGUGAACAGGUUGCAGCUGGGUGGCGCCGAUGGAAGGAAGCAGAGGGGGAGGGAGGAGAAGAUAGCUUUGUUAUUGUAUUCAUUACAUUUACAUCCAGGGGUGAUAACAGGUUCAACUCUGAAGUUAGUGCAUGA
Vigna umbellata (rice bean) is the source of this 874-nucleotide messenger RNA. The record is from RefSeq and is a predicted model, not a curated record. Lineage: Eukaryota; Viridiplantae; Streptophyta; Magnoliopsida; Fabales; Fabaceae.